CAGCAGUCCAGAUCUGCCUUCAGUAGCUACUGCCCCUGACGACGCUAACACAGACGACCAGACCAAAGAUCCCAAAGGCUCGGACGAAUCUCUCGGCAGCAAAAAAUCGGGUUCCUCCGGUGACUCUGGCGUCGAGCGCGACAACACCCCCCCAGCCUGAGCCAUGAGGACUCUGGGUAAUGAAGACAACGAGCAGGUCCAAGGAGACGAAUAACUUUUAGUUUGGGAUUCAUAAAAGAAAAAGGGGAAUAUAAAAAUCAACAAUAAGUUCAUAUGAAAAGCUCAAAAAAGGCAUCAAAUGCCUCCAAGUAACAGGUUUCAGGGGACGGGGUGGACCUUAAUUGACAGGUGAAUGAGUUUCAGUAUUUAAACCGCAUCCACGUGGCCUUGUGUUGUAGCUAUGGAAACAUAAAUAAUAUAAAAAAUAUAGUUUGUCGUUGGUCUCGAGUGGCUAGACGUUAAGCGAGCUUGUUUUGGAGUUCAGAGGUAGAGACUCAGUAAAAGAGUGACCUGUAGUAAAUGUAAUGCAUCACAUUUGUCACAUUGACCCAUUUUCAGUUAAUUCUUCUCUUUUUUUUUUUUUUUUGUCCCCAAAAAAUGGGCCGCUGAAGAUGUCAACGCUACAAAUAUCAAACACCAAAAACACCCCCAAAAAAAGCACCCAUAACAUUGAAAAAGUGGCAAAAAUGUG
This is a messenger RNA of Etheostoma spectabile (orangethroat darter), 691 nucleotides long. RefSeq names its product RLA class I histocompatibility antigen, alpha chain 11/11. Gene Ontology annotation, biological process: immune response. The record is from RefSeq and is a predicted model, not a curated record. NCBI's taxonomy places the organism in Eukaryota, Metazoa, Chordata, Actinopteri, Perciformes, Percidae. Gene Ontology annotation, cellular component: external side of plasma membrane.